Messenger RNA from Paramuricea clavata, 1919 nucleotides. The record is from the annotation of a GenBank genome assembly. Lineage: Eukaryota; Metazoa; Cnidaria; Anthozoa; Malacalcyonacea; Plexauridae.
AUAAGUCGAACUUGGUGUUUCAAAAGUAGUGCUAGUGGCAAAGAUGUAAUACUUGGCAAAAUAUCUCGUGCUGGUGAUAUUACUAUAGUAACCAGGUUAUAUGAGGUUGAGAUAGAAGAACCAGCAACGUUGGUUUUGAAAAAUGUCAAUGGAAGUUAUAAUGGAACAUAUGUGUUUACCCUUCUAUCACCUGGCCCCAGUACAUAUGAAGUUGCCGUUUUUAUUGCAGGUACGGUUUCAUUAAUAAUUCAAACUUUAAAGGUUUUCUUAAAAUUCUGGUAUAAAAUUUUGCAUCAGAGCAUGCAUGGCCUAUGUACUAGUGAUCGACUUUUAGACUUUAUUCAAAAUUUGCACAAUUAUACAUACAUACAUAUUAAUACAACAGAUAUACAGUUACUACCCAAAAAAAUAUUAAAUUACAAUGAUUACAAAUAAAUUAUCGUGCCCAGUGAUCAAAGUAGCCAUGCAGAAGCUUUCGAGUUGAUCACUGCCUAUCACUAAUAUGAAUUUAUGAAUUUAGAGCGAAACGGAUUUAUAUGCAUUUAUAUACAGUGGUUCUUAAUUCUUAUUAUUAUUGUAACUAAUUUUGUGAAAGAAGUAAAAACUUGAGUAUAUUUUUUUCGAAAUAUAGAUUAUAGCGACUGAAUUACACAAUUUAAUUACUAACGGUGUUUUCAUUCAACUUAGUUUCCGUAACGGCCAAAACGUCAGGUUUUGAUGACAAAGUAUAAAUCAUAUCAUUGAGCAAGGUUAAAUUUUUUGGCACGCUUCUUACAUUACAGUGAAAAAUCGAAAGUGCUUUAGAUCCAGCGUUUUUAGUAACUCUAUUAGUCUUAUCUAAAAAGUAAAAUUCUGAAGUAACGUUGGUAAACAUUUGAUCUGGGUCAUUUUCAUCUGAGUUCUGAUUCGAUCUGCUUUAUCUAGAUUAGGUAAUAUAAGUCUAAUAUUAAAUUGUACAAGUCGCUAUUGUGAUCUAAAUAUUUUGUCGAAAUAUUAAAUAAGGAAUUAUAUUCCCUUUCAUUUAAAUUAUAGAAAUGCAGUUAAGUAAUUAUAAUUAGUCUCUUAAUUGAGAUGCUUCCAUUUAUAAAAUCUAUGAGGGUGCGGAAAUAACCGCGCAUAUUACUAUUCAUGCAGGUAUAGUUUAUUCAGUUAGUUGACUUAGUUCACAUCAUUUAUUUAAAAAUUGAUCAAACUCAUCACAUGCAGGUUGUAAAUCCUAUAUAGAACAUUCGAGUCAUCUGUUUGUCUUAAUAGUAUAUCUUAAUUACCAUUAACAGUCCAGAUGUAUUUCCAUUUGUUAGUACGUACGCUUAAACUCAUUAAUCUUACCAAAUAGUUUCGAGACAACGUCUAUUUUAUCAUGCAUUAUCUAUUCAAACUUUAUUCUUGUUCCUGAUUGGUAAAAAUCUCCGCGGUUAUAAUUCUCAAUUUUCUGUAGUUAAUUGUCAUGCACGCACGCUGUAUAUAGCCCAAGUAUAAAAAGUUUAGAAAUUUUAAAAAGCCGAAACAAAAUGGCUUACAGUAGAUUUGCCUCUUUAAUCAAAGGUAAAUAUUUAUAUGUGUUUCGUUAUAAAAACCUUCGAAUGCUUUUAAACAAUAUGCUCCUCUACCGUUUAUAAACACUUACUGUUUCAUUCGUAACAUUUCAGAGAAACCAAAUGUGAUGAUCAAUUGUCCCAGUCAUAUCACAUUAGAUGAAGGUGAAGACUGCACAUGUGUAUGUACAGAACAAGGUGGAAACCCUCCAGCCAAUCUGACUUGGUAUAAAGAUGGCAAACAGAUUAAUAACGCAAGUUAUGGAGAAAACAUAUUAACUCUCACUAAUGUGACUAAACUAGACAUUGGAACAUACAAGUGUGUGGCUCAGAGCUACACUCUGACGGAUGAAGGAUCAAUUGAAGUAAAUGUAACACUUAAUU